Molecule: messenger RNA, 1500 nt
Organism: Guillardia theta CCMP2712
Lineage: Eukaryota; Cryptophyceae; Pyrenomonadales; Geminigeraceae
Exons: 10
Coding region: 1-1500 (499 amino acids)
Biological process (GO): mRNA splicing, via spliceosome
Cellular component (GO): precatalytic spliceosome
Molecular function (GO): protein binding
Source: RefSeq, a predicted model, not a curated record
AUGGCGGAGCUCGAGGUGGACGCGCAGGACGUUGUGCGACUUAUGCUGCAGUUCUGCAAGGAGAAUGGACUGAAGGAGACGAUGAAAGCUCUCCAGGACGAGUCUAAAGUAGCGCUCAACACCGUCGAGAGCGUUGAAGGCUUCUUAGGAGACAUCCAGUCAGGCAACUGGGACCUCGUGCUCGCUGCGUGCCAGAACCUGCAGCUGCCGGUGAAGAAGAUGAUGGACCUCCACGAGCAGAUCGCGAUGGAGCUGCUGGAGCUGAGGGAGAUGGACGUGGCACGAGCGAUGCUGAGACAGUCUGAGUGCUUGCUCAUCAUGAAACGAGAGGAGCCCAACAGGUACAUCAAGCUCGAGUCCCUCUGCGCCAGCCCCACCUGGGAUCCUAGAGAUGCAUACGAAGGAGGAGCGACGAAGGAAUCGAGGAGGUCGGAGAUAGCUAAGUCUUUCUCCACGGAGAUCAGCGUCGUCCCUCCUUCCCGCCUCCUCGUCCUCUUGGGUCAGGCGUUGAAGUGGCAGCAGCACCAGGGCAUGCUUCCUCCCGGCUCUCAGUUCGACAUCUUCAAGGGAACGACGGCGACGAAGCCGGACGAGUACGACGAGUACCCGACGAGGAACACUCACUCCAUCAAGUUCGGCAAGAAGACGCAUGCUGAAUGCGCAGCGUUCUCACCCAACGGGCAGUACCUUGUGUCCGGAAGUCUGGACGGGUUUGUGGAGGUGUGGGACCACGAGACGGGGAAGUUGAGAAAGGAUCUCAAGUAUCAAGCCAACGACGAGCUCAUGAUGCAUGAAGAUGCCGUCCUCUCCAUCGCGUGGUCGAAAGACAGUGAGCUGCUGGCCACUGGAGAUCAGUCGGGGAAGAUCAAGGUGUGGAAGGUGAAGACAGGGCAGUGCGUCCGCAAGUUCGAGAAGGCUCACUCGCAAGGGAUCACCUGCCUCUGCUUCUCUCGCGACGGCACUCAGAUCUGCAGCUCCUCCUACGACGCCUGCAUGAGAAUGCACGGGCUGAAGUCAGGGAAGAUGCUGAAGGAGAUGCGAGGACACACCUCUUACAUCAACCACUGCGUCUACUCCAUCGACGGGCUGCGCAUCAUCAGCUCGGGCAGCGAUGGCUACGUCAAGGUCUGGGACCCCAAGAGCGGAGAGUGCAUUUACAGCUUCAGGCCGAACCCAGCUGGGCAGACCGACAACCUCAUCGUCUGCGACCGGAGCUCGACCGCCUACGUCGUAACCAUGGCGGGACAGGUUGUGAAGACGAUUUCUUCCGGCAAGAAGACUGGAGGAGACUUCUUGAACGCGUGCGUGAGUAGGAUGGGAUCAUGGUUGUAUUGCCUCGCUGAAGAUCAGAACAUGUACGUCUUCAACAUUCAAGAUGGAAAACUGGAGCAGAUCACCAAGGUACACGAGCGCGAGCCGAUCGGUCUCUGCCACCACCCCCAUCGCAACGUGAUGGCGACAUUUGCGGAUGAUGGGCAGCUGAAGCUGUGGAGGGCGUAG